Ornithodoros turicata is the source of this 1297-nucleotide messenger RNA. RefSeq lists its product as uncharacterized. NCBI's taxonomy places the organism in Eukaryota, Metazoa, Arthropoda, Arachnida, Ixodida, Argasidae. Bases 315 to 1148 code for a protein of 277 amino acids. The record is from RefSeq and is a predicted model, not a curated record. The transcript is spliced from 2 exons.
AUGCUUGUUUCGCUUCGAGCACAAGCGAAAUUCGUCCUUCAAAUUCGUCAUUUGCUGAUUCAGCUGAGGUAGAUAAUGUAGUCCCCUGCAGUUCAGGUUGUGACGAGCUUGCCGGUUCCAGAGCAAGUCCCGUUCCAAUCACUGCCGCUGUUACACCCAGUCGAUCUUCAUCUUUCGAUACUGGCAAUGUUCACCAGACACAGAGUCAGCGCACAAGCAGUGUGAAUGGUCGGCGUAUAGUGGAGAUUGAUCACUUCUUCUCGUCUUUGCAAAGUUUGUCGGUACAUAGUCCGUUUGGUUGCGGCCUGGCUGACAUGGAAAUUGUAUCAGAACAUCGGCGAGGUCUGUGUAGCUCUUUCAGUUUGAAGUGCAGGAUGUGUCUGAGGAAAGAUGUAGUCACAACAGAGGCACCAGUUGAUCAACUUGUUCAACAACGCAUGGACGUCAAUUCCUCAGCAGUGAACGGUAUCGUGUCUAUAGGUUCUGGUUUCUCAGGCCUUCGCGAGCUCCUAGGUGCUCUGGACAUACCCGGCAUGGCUGGUAGCACGUACAGUAAGUAUCAGGAUAUUGCUGCUAAAGGAAUCGACGAAACAGCUUGGGAAGAAAUAAGAAAAGCAGGCAUUGAGGAAGCUCGGUUAGCUAGGGAGGCUGGGGACGUCGAUGCUGACGGUUUUCCUAUAAUUACGGUCGUUGCCGAUGGUGCUUGGUGCAAACGUUCAUACAAGAACAAGUACGACGCUCUUUCUGGCUUGGCUGUAAUUGUUGGGUACCGCACAAAGAAAGUACUGUUCCUAGGCGUCCGGAACAAAUUUUGUACACUGUGCGCAAGUUCCAAGGCAGGGUCGAGCCCAAAAAAGCAUCUGUGCUUCAAGAACUGGGACAGCAGCUCUACCAGUAUGGAGAAGGAUAUCGUCGUUGAAGGCUUCAGGCGCAGCAUUGAGUUGCACGGGGUAAAGUACUUGCAGUUGAUCGCUGACGGUGAUUCGAGCACAUACAAGUCAAUUCUUGAAGCUGCACCGUACCAGCAUCAGGUAGUUCAGAAGGUAGAAUGUCGCAACCACCUUCUUCGAAACUAUGUAAGUCGUCUUCGAGAUGUUGCUUUGGCAAAGAGAACAACCCCCAUCGUUGAAGAAGCUACUUCUGGAUAAUGCUGUUCGACUAAGAGUUGGAGUUGCUAGGGCUAUUCACUAUCGCAAAGAGCAGGCCGAGUUCAGCAAACAAGAUCAGAUUCGGAACCUGGUGGCUGAUAUCCGUAAUGGGCCACUCCAUGUGUUCGGCGACCACGCAAAAUGUGCGG